This is a messenger RNA of Epithele typhae, 1185 nucleotides long. RefSeq names its product FMN-linked oxidoreductase. The record is from RefSeq and is a predicted model, not a curated record. The transcript has 6 exons. Gene Ontology annotation, molecular function: FMN binding; NADPH dehydrogenase activity; NADP binding. NCBI's taxonomy places the organism in Eukaryota, Fungi, Basidiomycota, Agaricomycetes, Polyporales, Epitheliaceae. The coding region runs from base 1 to 1185 and encodes 394 amino acids. Gene Ontology annotation, cellular component: intracellular anatomical structure.
AUGUCUGUUCUGUCCAACACCCCUGCCCCCAACACCCCUUACUUUACGCCUCUCCAUCCUCAUCCCGCCGGCACUGCGGUGGUCAAGGAAGACGAGAAGAACCUUGUUCCAACCCUCUUCCAGCCCUUCAAGAUCCGCGGUGUGGAGUUCCACAACCGUCUUUGGCUCGCGCCGCUAUGCAUGUACUCCGCUGAGAACGGCGUGAUCACCCCUUGGCACAUGGCUCAUCUCGGAGGCAUCUUUACUCGUGCGACGGCAGUCUCGCUCGAGGGACGCAUCACGCCCGAAUGUGCCGGCCUGUGGAACGACGCCCAAGGAGAAGCUUGGUCGGCCGUCGUCCGCUUCGCGCACUCUCAGGGACAGAAGAUUGGCGUCCAGCUCGCCCACGCCGGCCACAAAGCGAGCACGCUUGCGCUGUUCGUCGCCGGCAGUGAAGUCGCGGCCCCGGACGCAGGCGGGUGGCCCGACGAGGUCGUGGGGCCGUCCGCCUUGGCGUACCGUAGGCUCUACGCCCCGAAGGCGUUGACGAAGGAAGGCAUUGAGAACGUGGUCGCGGCCUUCGCGGAGGCGGCGAAGCGUGCGGUGCGCGCGGGCUUCGACGUGAUCGAAAUCCACGGCGCGCACGGCUUCCUGCUGAGCUCUUUUAUGACCCCGACGAGCAACACGCGCACGGACGAGUACGGUGGGAGCUGGGAGAACCGCACUCGCAUCGUGGUCGAGGUGGUCGAUGCGAUCCGCGCCGUCAUCCCGGAGACGAUGCCUCUGUUCCUCCGCGUCUCCGCGACGGAAUGGCUCGAGGAGUCGCUGCCUGACACCCCGUCAUGGCGGGUCGAGGAUACUGUGCGCCUGGCCGGUGUGCUCGCUGAGCAUGGGGUUGAUGUCAUCGAUAUCUCCUCGUCGGGAACGCAUCCCGAUCAGCGCAUCAUCUCUGGUCCGGCGUACCAGGUGCCGUUCGCCGAGGCGGUCAAGCGUGCGCACGGAGACAAGAUUUUUGUCUUGGCCGUCGGUUCAAUUACCAGCGCGGCCAUGGCCCAAGACGUCUUGGACAAGAACCAAGCGGAUCUCAUCUUCGUCGGUCGACUGUUCCAGAAGAACCCCGGGUUAGUGUGGGCGUGGGCAGAGGACCUCGGAGUGGAUGUUCAUCAGGCAGGCCAGCACGCAUGGCCGUUCAAGGGUCGCGUGUAA